This is a messenger RNA of Camellia sinensis, 679 nucleotides long. Lineage: Eukaryota; Viridiplantae; Streptophyta; Magnoliopsida; Ericales; Theaceae. The record is from RefSeq and is a predicted model, not a curated record.
GCCCUUUCCUGCCGAAACAGCCACGUCGCGUCGAACCUCAAACUCAUCUCGAUCUUCGUGAUCUUCUUCACAAGCGUAAUCGGCAUAUCAUCGCCGGUAAUGCUAGCUCGGCUGUUCCACGGCAAGUCGGUCUACGACAAGGCGAUCCUCAUAAUCAAGUGCUUCGCGGCCGGAGUAAUUCUCUCUACAUCGCUCGUCCAUGUCCUCCCAGACGCCUUCGACGCCCUCGCCGACUGCCAGGUGGCGUCUCAACUCCCCUGGAAGGACUUCCCCUUCUCCGACCUCGUCACUCUAAUCGGAGUCCUCGCCGCCCUGUUAGUCGAUCUAACCGCUUCCUCGCACGUCGAUAGCCAUGGAAAGUCGAGCAUCUCCCUCUCGGCUCUCUCUGCGUAACUCAGCUCCACCUCCUACAGACGCUGUGACCUUCAAGGCCUCUCAGGAGUGGUGCUUUUGAGCUGCAACCUUGCUGACAAAGCUCUUUCUGUUUCCAAGGUGAUUUCCAUCAAGGGAGAGGCCUUCAUGCCGACAAGCUUAGGAACUAGCUCCUCUGCAGAGCUAUUGUGGCUAGUGACAGGUGUAUCCAACUUACAAGGUUUUGAUUCCACGUCUUUGGCUCAUGUGCGGGCUAUAUCUGGUUUUAGCAAACCAAACCAAAAAAAAAUAAAAAAUAAAAAAUAAA